AUGCAAUUAUCGAUUUCGGUAUUAACUACUGUUGCCACUGCUUUGCUUGCUGGGGUUGAAGCUGCUAAACAUAGCACUAAGAUUAAUAAAUUGAGUAAUGAUGAAGCUUUAAACGUUAAUGGAUUCAAAGAGUACACUGGAGCUUUAGCAGAUAAAUAUAUGAAUAUUUUCAAUGCUGCCAAUGGGAAUCCAACAGCCUUUGGAAGCGGAGAAGAUGUUAAUAAUGCACAAGUUCCAUUUAUUAAUCCAGAAUCUAAACAUGAAGCACCUUUAACUAAUUACUUAAAUGCUCAAUACUUUACUGAAAUUCAAUUGGGUACUCCAGGUCAACCUUUUAAAGUGAUUUUAGAUACUGGAUCUUCCAAUUUAUGGGUUCCAUCCCAAGAUUGUUCUUCCUUAGCAUGUUUCUUGCAUACUAAAUACGAUCAUGAUUCUUCUUCUAGUUAUAAGGCUAAUGGUUCAGAAUUUUCUAUUCAAUAUGGUAGUGGUGCCAUGGAAGGUUAUGUUUCUCAAGAUACCUUGGCUAUUGGCGACUUGAUCAUUCCAAAACAAGAUUUUGCCGAAGCUACUAGUGAACCGGGCUUAGCUUUUGCUUUUGGUAAAUUCGAUGGUAUCUUAGGUUUAGCUUAUAAUACCAUUUCGGUUAAUAAAAUUGUUCCUCCUAUUUAUAACGCUAUUGACCAAGGCUUAUUAGAUACUCCUCAAUUUGCCUUCUUUUUAGGUGAUAGUAAUAAGGAUGAAGAAAAUGGUGGGGUUGCCACUUUUGGUGGUUAUGAUGAAGAUCAUUUCUCCGGUGAUAUCACCUGGUUGCCAGUUAGAAGAAAGGCUUACUGGGAAGUCUCUUUUGAAGGUAUUGGUUUAGGUGACGAAUACGCAGAAUUAGCCUCCACUGGUGCUGCCAUCGAUACCGGUACCUCCUUAAUCACUUUACCUUCUUCAUUAGCUGAAAUCAUCAAUGCUAAAAUUGGUGCCACCAAAUCUUGGUCUGGCCAAUACCAAGUUGAUUGCGAUGCAAGAGAAAACUUACCUGAUUUAACCUUAAACUUAGGUGGUACUAACUUUACUUUAUCUGCUUACGAUUAUACUUUAGAAGUUGGUGGCUCUUGUAUUUCUGCCUUCACCCCAAUGGAUUUCCCUCAACCAAUCGGGGACUUGGCCAUUGUUGGUGAUGCCUUUUUAAGAAAGUACUACUCCAUUUACGAUUUGAAAAAGAAUACUGUUGGUUUAGCCAAAUCUAAAUAA
This is a messenger RNA of Hyphopichia burtonii NRRL Y-1933, 1242 nucleotides long. It is a transcript of the gene APR1, whose product is annotated as proteinase A. Lineage: Eukaryota; Fungi; Ascomycota; Pichiomycetes; Serinales; Debaryomycetaceae. Bases 1 to 1242 code for a protein of 413 amino acids. The transcript has a single exon. Gene Ontology annotation, cellular component: fungal-type vacuole. Gene Ontology annotation, molecular function: aspartic-type endopeptidase activity. The record is from RefSeq and is a predicted model, not a curated record.